AAAAAAAACAAAAAGAGGAAAGGUUUUGGUCUAUCUCCUCUCGAAUUGCCGGACUCCAGCUUAGAGAACGAAGAACACCCAAAAGCGGAAAAAAGCACUUUCAGCAGAACGCAGCUUCUCGCUCUCACCCCCACCAGGCGUGGUAAUAAUGUUUCUAUCCUUGUAAAAGAUGUAAUUCAUCAACACCACAGGGUCAAAGGAUAUACCUUGAAAUGCUCUUAUCCUAUAUCACAACCGCCCUUCACUUAUGGUUAUUGAUUAGUUAGGACAGGAGGUCUCAUGUAGUGCAGUGUUUACGAUACACCCUUUCAGAAGAAUCAUCAAUCUGUGUCGGGAUGAGGGGAACUGUUAGAAUCAUGUGAAACUUCUGCUACUGUCGUGGAUACAUGGAAGAUCAAUCUUUAGCUGUGCAGAACAAUUCUCAUGCUUUGACAGAAUAUGCUUUAGACUUGGCUAUUGGGCAAGAAUUUCCUGAUGUUGAAACAUGCAGAAGAAGAUUGAAGAACAUUGCUCUAGUACAACAUUUUGAUCUUCGUAUAGUGAAAUCAGAUCGCAGCCGGUUUAUAGCGAAGUGCUCCAAAGAAGGUUGCCCAUGGCGUGUCCAUGUGGCAAAAUGUCCCGGAGGUCCAACCUUUACAGUAAGAACCCUGCAUGGUGAGCACACCUGUGAAGGAGUUCUCAACCUUCAUCAUCAGCAAGCAUCAGUAGGUUGGGUUGCUAGGUCUGUAGAAUCACGGGUUCGGGAUAAUCCACGGUAUAAACCAAAAGAGAUCCUGCAAGAUAUCCGGGAUCAGCAUGGAGUUGCUGUUUCUUACAUGCAAGCUUGGCGUGGCAAGGAGCGUAGCAUGGCAGCACUUCAUGGAACUUUUGAAGAAGGGUAUCAGCUUCUUCCUGCAUACUGUGAGCAAAUAAAGAAAACCAACCCUGGAAGCAUCGCUUCAGUUUUUACCACUGGACAAGAAAAUUGCUUCCACCGUCUCUUCAUUUCUUACCGUGCAUCAAUAUAUGGGUUUAUACAUGCUUGUAGGCCACUUUUGGAAAUUGAUAGAUCGCACCUCAAAGGCAAAUACUUGGGUUCCUUACUUUGUGCUGCAGCUGUUGAUGCUGAUGAUACAUUAUUUCCACUGGCAAUAGCUAUUGUUGAUGUGGAAAGCGAUGAAAAUUGGAUGUGGUUUAUGUCAGAAUUGCGAAAGCUUCUUGGAGUAAACACUGACAACAUGCCUAGACUAACAAUACUCUCUGAAAGACAAAGGGGUGUUGUAGAGGCGGUGGAAACCCAUUUUCCUAGUGCCUUCCAUGGUUUUUGUCUGCGUCAUGUUAGUGAAAAUUUUCGUGAUACGUUUAAGAAUGCGAAGUUGGUGAAUAUCUUCUGGAAUGCUGUUUAUGCUCUCACUGCAGUUGAAUUUGACAGCAAGAUUGCAGAGAUGACAGAGAUUUCACAAGACGUGAUUGCAUGGUUUCAACACUUCCCUCCCCAACUUUGGGCUGUAGCAUAUUUUGAAGGAGUGCGAUAUGGCCAUUUUACUCUCGGUGUUACGGAGUUGUUGUAUAAUUGGGCUCUUGAAUGCCAUGAGCUCCCUAUUGUGCAAAUGAUGGAGCAUAUUCGUGAUCAGUUAUCAUCGUGGUAUAAUGACCGCCGGGAUACGGGAAUGAGAUGGACGUCAAUUUUAGUACCAUCUGCUGAGAAGCGGAUUCUAGAGGCAAUGGCUGAUGCUCGAUGCUAUCAAGUACUUCGUGCAAAUGAAGUUGAAUUUGAGAUUGUGUCUACGGAGCGGACAAAUAUUGUGGAUAUACAAACUCGUGUUUGCUCUUGUCGCCGUUGGCAUAUAUAUGGUCUACCUUGUGCACAUGCUGCUGCUGCACUUAUGUCUUGUGGACACAAUGUCCAUUUGUUUGCUGAGCCUUGCUUUACAGUAGCAAGUUACCGAGAGACCUAUUCGCAGAUGAUUCAUCCCAUUCCGGAUAAGAACUUGUGGAAGGAGCCAGGCGACGGAACAGAGGGUGGAAGCACCAAUGUUGAUAUCAUGAUACGCCCACCCAAGACCCGACGGCCACCUGGAAGACCCAAGAAGAAGGUCCUUCGUGUAGAAAACUUCAAGAGGCCGAAGAGGGUGGUUCAAUGCGGUCGCUGUCAUAUGUUAGGGCAUUCUCAAAAGAAAUGUACCCUGCCGCAUUGACCUGAAUUAGACUGUUUAAAAUCAUUCGUACCCCUAGAUUUCGGUUCCUUUUUUCCCUUUCACUUGUUCAAAAACGCAGUAGAAUCGGUUGUGUGGAAGUAAUGUUAAUGUAUGUUUUAAUUUAACUACUUCAAUUGCGAAAUAAGGAUUCGUUUUCGUUUUCUUUUGCA
Molecule: messenger RNA, 2347 nt
Organism: Pyrus x bretschneideri (Chinese white pear)
Lineage: Eukaryota; Viridiplantae; Streptophyta; Magnoliopsida; Rosales; Rosaceae
Exons: 3
Coding region: 387-2177 (596 amino acids)
Molecular function (GO): zinc ion binding
Source: RefSeq, a predicted model, not a curated record